This is a messenger RNA of Cryptococcus amylolentus CBS 6039, 1433 nucleotides long. RefSeq lists its product as hypothetical. Bases 77 to 1330 code for a protein of 417 amino acids. Gene Ontology annotation, biological process: glucan catabolic process. The record is from RefSeq and is a predicted model, not a curated record. Gene Ontology annotation, molecular function: hydrolase activity, hydrolyzing O-glycosyl compounds. Lineage: Eukaryota; Fungi; Basidiomycota; Tremellomycetes; Tremellales; Cryptococcaceae. The transcript has 12 exons.
GCCCUCUCAAAAACAAACAUGCUGAUCUUUCACAAUAUCUUGCACUCACUUUCCGAUAUCGAAAGAGCGCCAGAGAAUGAGACUUCUGACGCAUUACCUGUGGGGAGCGACGCUGGUAGCCGGAUUUGGAGGGCACGUUCUGGCUCAAGAGGCACCAUCGGGCGAUUUGCCUGCAACUUCCUCUGUGGUAUCAUCUUCACACGCUGUCCGGCCAGCACCCCCUUCAACAGGCGAGCCCGACGGUCUGAAGAGAGUCAUGUACAGCCAAAAAGAACUCCUCAGCUGGACUCGGCAUGAAAGACGGGCGCUGGAAUGGGAAGAGCAGAUUGCAUAUGAGGGGCAGACCUUCUUUGACGGAUGGAACUGGUUCGCAGAAGACGACCCAAGCAAUGGCCUGGUCAGCUAUGUCGAUCGUUCCAAGGCUUUCUCGGAUGGGCUGGCGUUCUGGACCGAGGACGGUGUACCUGGCAUACAGACCGAACACUGGUCCACAACCGAUGUAGGAGCACAUCGCAACUCUGUCCGGAUAACUACCAAGUCUCUCUUCGAAGGCGAGCUCUUCAUCAUCGAUAUGGCUUUGAUGCCUUGGGGCUGUGGCGUGUGGCCGGCCUUUUGGACCCUUGGAGCCGACGGCGCUUGGCCUGAGACGGGAGAGAUCGACAUCAUUGAAGGGGUUCAGGCCAACACCAACAACCAAAUGUCAAUUCACUCUAUGCCUGGGUGCGCUAUCAACUCAAGUACUGAGGAUCUGUACACUGGAUACAUGGGCGUGGAAGCGGCUGUUCCAUCAUUUCCAAUCGGCAUGCCUUUCAACGAAGCCGGAGGCGGAGUAUUUGCCAUGCUGUGGGACAAUGAUGGGAUCAGGAUGUGGAAUUGGGCCAGAGCGCAGAUUCCGUCAGACAUCAACAACAACACCCCGUCCCCGUCUACCUGGGAUCUGCCCGUGGCUACUUGGGAUGCCUCUAUCUGCGACCUCUCCUCGUUUUUCAAGGCUCAAAUAUUGACGUUGAAUAUCGACAUCUGCGGAGACUGGAUCGACAACACCUGGGACCAGUUCUUUUACUGCCCUGGCACGUGCCCCGAAUACGUUUCGAAUCCCUCCAAUCUCAACAAUACCGUCAUGCUACUGAACUAUGUCAAGGUCUAUCAACAGGCCGGAGCGGUAGUGACGACGAGACAGGCAGAAUCGAACUCAAAUUUGACGGGCGCUGGGGGACCAGUUGGAAGGACAAGUGGGGCAAAUUCGAAUGUCGGAUGGAUGGGAGUCGGGGCAGGGUGGCUCGGGGCCAUGCUGGGCUUGGGUUUCAUGGUGGCCCGACUGAGUAUCUGAACCGAUUGUGGCUCAUAAUAUGGGAGGAAUAUCGUCAUUUCUUUAUCGCGACUGUCUUAUAGACUGGAAUGAGAUACAUCUGGCACUGGGUCAUGUAUUUUAA